CCCCGCAGUUCGAUUGGAGACACCGGCCGGCGUCGACGGCUGUCGCGGAGCUCCUGUCUUUUUUCGGUUUCGCGUGUGCGUUCAACGUUCUCGAGUAAUAGUACUUUUCUUUCCCGUGUCUCGGGACGACGAGCGUGAUACUACUCUGACAGAGUUCUAGUCUCACGUACUACGUGUUUUCGAGACGAGUGCUUUCGUAUUGUACACACAAGAAGGAAGCAUAAAAGUGUUCCACGGGACUUGGUGUUUCUGGCAGUGCUCGUUACGGGUUCUUACGCUUUUCGCCGGAUUAAAUCGAGUGUCGCUAUUCGAUAACAGUGCGCGUCUCGUACAAACUCGCGGCAAAUCGAUCGGCCGGUUCGAUAGUCGCGCGAGAUAUGCGAAAGUGAACUUUGAAGGAGGCAGCGUGGUGCAUGUACAUCGCAGGACGAUGGCCGAACUUGGUGUUUGCCGAUUUUUCGUGAUCGUCGGUUACCUCACGGUUGCCUGGGUGCUCGCUCAAAACCCUGAAGAGGAGAAGACCACGUUCGAGGCUGCGUUUCAAGGAAAAUGCGGCCACGGGUCCCCCUGCGAGCAGCUUUGCUACGAGCUUCAUGACGGGAUGUACGAGUGCGAUUGCAAAGACGGUUACAUUCUCCAUAAAAACGGAUACAGCUGCGCUGAGCUGAAUUCCACGUCUCCGUCAACAGGCGAGUUCGGUGAAUUCGUCGAAGACGUCGAGAACGACGAAUUAACCAAAGACAGAGACGACGACGAGGAUGCAGUCGAAGACAUCCUUUACAUGCGGGGUGCAUCCUUUACGAUACAUCUGGAUCCCCCGGCAGAGAAUUCGACCACGAAUUCCACCAAGAUUAACGAGGAGAACAGUGCUCCUGUUGAUCGAAUCGAACCACGAGCCACGUCUCAGGGUCCCAAUUUGGAGCAAAAAUUACCGUCGACGAUGGAGAGUAUCGUCAGUACGGAACCGGCUUGUUCGUUGGAUUGUGGACCAGCAGGAAACUGCUACAUCGAGCAGUCCCGAGGGGAUGACGUUGAUCUGCUCGACGAGGAUGCUGAAAAUGUAGCGGAGGACGCAUCGAUGUCUAUGGAUCUCGAAGGAAACGACGUGACUCCCAGACGGAAGGAGUCCUUUAGGCAACGGUGCCAGUGUCCCUUAGGAAGAGGCGGUGAUCGAUGUCAACUUGAAACGGAGGUGAGAUCGCCACGUUUCACGGGCUCCGGUUGGCUGGCAUUUCCAGCCCUAAAAGCUGCUUACAAGCACGUCCAAUUAGAAUUGGAAUUCCGACCGGAAGCUUGGGAUGGAAUUCUGCUGCUCGCAGGCGAGAGGGAUGAUCUUCAGGGUGACUUUAUGGCCUUGAUACUGCAUCACGGUUUCAUCGAAUUUAGGUUCGAUUGUGGCAGCGGAGUCGGUACCGUCAGAAGCACACAAACAGUCAGACUGAACGAAUGGAACACACUGACUGUAUACAGACAUCGAUGGGACGCCUGGAUUCAGCUGAAUCAAGAGAAACGCGUAGAGGGAAGAUCGAAGGGCUUGUUUGCGAGGAUUACCUUCCGCGAGCCGUUGUUCGUCGGUGGGCCCGGAAACACAACUGGUCUCGACCGACUUCCGGUGAGGACCGGAUUUAAGGGUUGCGUCCGGCAUCUGGAAGCCAACGAACACCGCUAUCGUUUCCCUCUUGCGCCGCAGGGCGAUGCUGCGAACGGUUUCGACGUUGAGGAAUGCACAGCAGAUAGAUGUAGCAAGGUGCCCUGUUCCCAUGGUGGGAAAUGCUUGACCACCGGAGGCGACACCGCCGUCUGCCUCUGUCCUCUCGGAUACACGGGUGAUCUUUGCGAGACCAGGGUAGAUUUACAGGUACCGUCUUUCAACGGAUCUUCUUAUCUUCGGUAUCCAGGAUUGGCCGACACGUCGCUAUCUUGGCUGGAAUUGGCUGUCACGUUGAAACCCACCGCUCCAGAUGGUGUUAUUCUUUACAACGGCCAUCAUAGCGACGCAACCGGUGAUUUCAUCGCGUUGUACCUUUCAUCGGGACACGUACAGUUCACUUUUGACCUGGGAACGGGACCCGCCACUUUAAGAAGCGAGAAUCCUGUCAGACUAGGCGAAUGGGUAGAAGUACGAGUGUCGAGAACCGGACGUUUAGCCUCGCUGGAGGUCGAGGAUGACCCUCCUCAGGAGAUCCUUGCACCAGGAGCUUUUACACAACUCUCGUUGCCACUAAAUCUCUAUCUGGGUGGUGCACCAUCCACGGACAUGUACUCUCCGAAGAUGAAAACCACCGCGAGCUUCGUCGGAUGCAUUCAGACCGUCAUUUUAAAUCGUAGAGAGAUUGGAAUACUUGCGGAGGCCCUCGGAGGAGUGAAUGUCGGCAAUUGCGGACAUGCUUGCGAGGCGAGGCCUUGCGGAGACGCAGAAUGUCGUCCUCUUCGGGAUCGUUUCACUUGUCGUUGUCGACCUGGUAUGCCUCAUCCUUGUCCAGCACCUGACGACAACACGAUCCUGAAUGAAUCCUUAACAAAACCGAACGUUGGUACGCGAUACGAGAGAUCAGUUCCGAGCUUCUCUGGCAGCGAGAGUUAUCUUCACUAUAAUGAUGCUGAUACUAUGAAGAGGAUAAUCAGCUACAGAGUGGACAUAAAUAUGAGAUUCAGAGCAAGUAGCAGCAGCGGUCUGCUUCUCUGGAGCGGACGACAGGCCGACCCGCAAGAACAAAGAGACGAGAACGACGAUUUUCUUGCUUUGGGAUUGGACCACGGUUAUCUGACGUUAGCUUAUAAUCUGGGCUCCGGCCAGGCUGUUCUGCGGUACAACUUAACGAGACUGGACGAUGAUCUAUGGCACCGUGUCCGAGCCGUGAGGAACGAGCAGUGGGCGUCGUUGGUCGUCGACAGCGGUACAGGAGUGUCGGCGUCCUCUCCUGGACAGCUCAGGCAACUCAACACCGACACGGGUCUUUACGUUGGUGGUGCUCCAGACAUCGUAAGGACGACAGGAGGUAGAUACACGAAGGGGAUCGUCGGAUGUAUCAGCGAUCUAGUUCUGGAUUCCGAUUUCUCCGUGGCUCUCUCGUCUCCAGGACAAGCAACCAACACGCACUCGUGCAUCCCCUGAAAGCAUCCGUACCGUCCAACGUUAGAUGGUUAGGUCCUCGCGGAUCAGCACUUAGGAUAUGAAAAUGCAUCACAAUGAAUGAACUGGCUAAAAGCCAGAGCAAUGUCGCCCGGCGUUCAAGGUGGACAACUUAACCUCGCUGGACAAGACACCUUGAACGCUGGCCACGUGUCGACGUGAAAUUCAUCCACCGAUCACACACUGUUCAUCAUUUUUGUACAGAUUCAUCGCGACGACGAAAUUCUCCCGUAAAAUAGGAUAACGAACACCAGGAUUAACGGAAAAAUACGAAAAAAUUAAUAGGCUACGAACGUCGACAGUCGAAUGGUAGACACAGCUUACUGUAAAUAUUAAAUAUGAAAGGUAAUCGCGGUAUUUGGAGAUCUUCAGUCGCCUCAACCACGUGUUUCCGUUUAGUGGCAACUUCCUGUCCCUAACAUCGUCGCGUCGAAGCUUUUCUUCAUUCGACGACGAACGUCCCGUUUCGUUGCUUAAAUCUAACUACGAUCUUUUUCAGAAUGACGGAGGAUCAGAAUUUGUGAAUCGAACAGAUGAUGCUUUUCAUUCAGUCUUGUCUGAGUUCCUACGAGUUGGACUGGAAGUUGUUACGAAGAAGGAACGCGAGUCUAGUCAGUCUCCGGCCGGAUUAAAAAGAACUCGACGGAGCGCGUCUCGAAAGACGGCUUUCGGCCUAAUGAGAUUAAACUACGUAGGAAGAAAGAGGAAACGUGAGAACAGAGCACAACCCCCGUCGUGUCAAUUUUUAUUAAGCCCUUCGACCGGACACCAGAGACCAGGGCCGUCGAGAGAUGUCACAGGGCCCCGGGGACAAAAAUUUACAUGGGUUAAAAAAAAUUAAAUGCGACCCCUGUGAACCCCGGGCCUAGGGGAUUUUACCCAUCAACCCUUACACUCUCUUGUCGGCCCUGGUAAUCCUUGAUACACACUAUCAGUAAAAAAUUAUUACACUUAAUUUUUGUUAAAAUUAAUACAUUACUUUACAGAUACAAGAAGUUGAAAAUUUGAUAUGAAGAAUAUUUAAAAGUGAUUUAGAAAUUACUGCUUUGGGAAUGAGACUAAAGUGUCCCUAGCAGUGUGUAGUUUCACAUGCAAGUCCCAGUAAUGAAAUAGAAGAUGCAUGAAGUUUUCUUAUAAGUUAAGGGAAAUUUUUGACUGAUAGUGUAAAUCGAGAGCCACCAUUGGUUCGAUCUCGACAGAGAGAAGAGACGAUGAGGUUCGAAUCGAUAUCGAGGCACCUGAAAUACGUCCAGACACUUCACGCGACACCUCUAGAUUUUAUCAUCUAAGAUUAAUCAGGAUGUUUGUUUUUGCUAUGGGUGCGAUGCACCAUAAGAGCACCGCUUUGUUUCUCGUUCGAGCGAGCACGCCUCGAAUGCUCGAUAGAGAGAUGUAGACUCGAGCAGAAUCAUUAAAUCAAUUACGAAAGGUACAAGAUGGACCAAAAGCAAUUAACAUCUUUAAUGUUGCGAAGGAAUUCUCGUUGCUUUUGCGUCCGCUCGAUGAGCACGCGAGAUGCGAAGAAAAGAAAAUGGACGCUCGCUUGUUCAUCGUUACGAGAACCACUAUGCUUCGUAAUGUACUUCCGCAGCUGCCAGUGUACGCUCCUUGACGUUUCCGCUUAAGAAGCACCGAGCUGCACGUUUCUAACGGUUAAAUAUCUGUAUAAAAGUAGCAACUUAAUUAACGGAGAUGUCCUUGCAUAUUUUCUUAACUCAAGGGUAGGAACUUUUCCAAAUGACCCUGAACGAACGGAUCUGAAUCAUGCGUUUAAUCACUUCGACACGAUGACCAGAUUGUACUUACAAUUAAUAUAAUCGAGAUCUUUGGGAUGUGAGUAUGGUACUGACAUAUUUAGAUGAAUUUCUAUGUUUGUUAAAGUUGCAGUCCUAUUGAAUAAGUCUCUAGAUUUGGUAGUAAUAUUACUAUACUGUUGUGUAGCAAUAUUACUGUUUUCCAAGUUAUCAAAUUUUUGUAUGUCUAAGCAUAAAUUUUCCUAAUCCCAAAUUUCCAAAUCCUUGAGUUCUU
Messenger RNA from Megachile rotundata (alfalfa leafcutting bee), 5161 nucleotides. Its product is annotated as pikachurin. Gene Ontology annotation, molecular function: aspartic-type endopeptidase activity; calcium ion binding; zinc ion binding. Gene Ontology annotation, biological process: proteolysis. The record is from RefSeq and is a predicted model, not a curated record. Lineage: Eukaryota; Metazoa; Arthropoda; Insecta; Hymenoptera; Megachilidae.